AUGGCAAGGCUACACCAUGGAGAUGCUACUCUGCCAAGCUUCAUGGUCACCUUCAUUUGCCUGCAGCUCCUGCCUGCUGGAAACGGAAAAUCAGAUUUCCGUGUCCUUGGACCUCCAGACCCACUUCUGGCAGUAGUUGGGCAAGACAAAGAGUUGCCUUGCAAGCUGACACCCAACAUCAGUGCGGAGGGCAUGGAGCUGAGGUGGUACAGGGACCAGCCCUCACCAGCUGUGCAUGUGCACAAGGAUGGGGAGGAUGUGUAUGGCGAGCAGAUGGAGGAUUACAGGGGAAGGACCACGUUCAUCGGCAACCACAUGGUCAGAGGAGAGGUCGCGGUGAGGAUACGCAAUGUCACCGUGUUUGAUAACGGGACUUAUCACUGCGUCUUCAAGGAGCACACAUCCCACAGCCAGGCCACCCUGUGGUUGAAGGUGGCAGGGCUGGGCUCAUCACCCAGAAUCCAAGUGAUUGACAGCCAGGACAAAAGCCUUCGGGCAGAGUGCACCUCAGCAGGCUGGUUCCCAGAGCCUAAGGUGAAGUGGCUGGACCUCAGAGGACAGCCAGUGCCAGCUGAGACUCACUUCUCAGCCUCAGCCAGCACUGGCCUCUUGGCUGUGGUGUCCGUUGUGACUUCCCAGGACAGGGCUGUGGAGGGUCUGACUUGUUCCAUCUCCAACCCCCUCCUCCCUGAGAAGAAGGUGGCUGAGACUUACCUGCCUGCUGCCCUGUUCAGAAGGCCUCCGUCCACGGAGAGGGGACCAGCUCUGCCUCUGAUCCUCACGGCGUUGGGGCUUGUCACGGCAGCUAUUGCCUGUGCCUUCGGGAGAUCGAACAAAGAGGAUGAAAGUGAGGAAGAAGUGCAUCCAGGAACCAGUGCUGAGGCUGAGGCUGAGCCCUUCCACACCAGCCUGUCCCUGGACCCUGAAACCGGGAGCCCCAAACUCAUAGUGUCUGAAGACCGGAAAAGUGUGAAGCGGUUGUUAUUUGACCAGGACUUGUUUCCCAAUUCUAAAAGAUUUGACCAAGACCCUUGCAUCCUGGCCCAAGAGCGGUUUGAUACAGGGAGACAUUACUGGGAGGUAGAGGUCGGGGACAGGCGGGCCUGGAUUCUGGGUGUGUGUCUGGAAAGUUUGGGACGGGAAGGAAGGAUCCCCAAGUCACCUCAGCAUGGCCUCUGGGCACUGGAGUUUUACAAGAAGAAACUCCAGGCCCUCUCCUACCCCAGGACUCGCCUGUCUUCUCCACAAUCGCUCUGGCGUGUGGGUAUCUUCUUAAACUUUGAGGCAGGAGAAAUCUCCUUUCACAAUGCAGCUGACGGUUCCCAGAUCUAUGUGUUCUCUGGGCUGUCUUUUUCUGGUCCCUUACAGCCAUUCUUCUGCCUCUGGACCCAUGACCCCAGGCCCCUAACCGUCUGCUCAGUGGUCAGAGAGGAGGAAGAAGACACAGAAUCUUCUGGAGGUCCUUGA
Messenger RNA from Onychomys torridus (southern grasshopper mouse), 1467 nucleotides. It is a transcript of the gene Btnl10, whose product is annotated as butyrophilin like 10. The coding region runs from base 1 to 1467 and encodes 488 amino acids. Gene Ontology annotation, biological process: regulation of cytokine production; T cell receptor signaling pathway. Gene Ontology annotation, cellular component: external side of plasma membrane. The transcript is spliced from 5 exons. NCBI's taxonomy places the organism in Eukaryota, Metazoa, Chordata, Mammalia, Rodentia, Cricetidae. Gene Ontology annotation, molecular function: signaling receptor binding. The record is from RefSeq and is a predicted model, not a curated record.